Arvicanthis niloticus (Nile rat) is the source of this 6690-nucleotide messenger RNA. Lineage: Eukaryota; Metazoa; Chordata; Mammalia; Rodentia; Muridae. The record is from RefSeq and is a predicted model, not a curated record.
CAGAGGCGAGAGCCAUCCUUUCUUGGUCCGGCCGCUAGCCUUCCUCGGUCGGAGGGCGGGGCUCGAGGAACCGGAAGUGCCGAGGCCUCCGGUGCUGUCUUCGCCACCGCCGCCGCUUUUAAGUCCCUUCGUCCGCUGUCUGGGGGCCGCGGGGGCCGCCGCCGAGGAAGCUGCUGUGGCCCCGACGGGAGCGGAGGCGGCGCGGCAUGAAGCGGCGUAGGCCCGCUCCAUAGCGCAUCGGGACCGUCCGGGCGGGCCCGGGGGAAGGAUUGGAUGGUGAGAAAAGGAAAGACCCCUGUGAGAAGAGAUCAGGAUGAACGGAGGGAUCUGUGCUUAAAGCUGGGCCAGGUGAAAAUGAUCUCUCUGAAAGUUGAAGAGAUCUGAGCAGAUGAAAGUUCCAUCAGGAAGAUGCAACAUGGCAGCAGCAAUGGAAACAGAGCAGCUGGGUGUCGAGAUCUUUGAAACUGCAGAGUGUGAGGAGGGAAAUGGCGAAUCACAGGAUGGACCCAAACUGGAGCCGUUUUAUGUCGAACGGUAUUCUUGGAGUCAGCUGAAAAAGCUGCUUGCUGACACCAGGAAAUAUCAUGGCUACAUGAUGGCUAAGGCGCCUCAUGACUUUAUGUUUGUGAAGAGGACGGAUCCGGAUGGACCUCACUCAGACAGGGUCUAUUAUCUUGCCAUGUCUGGUGAGAACAGAGAAAAUACACUAUUUUAUUCUGAAAUCCCCAAAACCAUCAACAAAGCAGCAGUCUUAAUGCUUUCUUGGAAACCUCUUUUGGAUCUUUUUCAGGCGACUCUAGACUAUGGGAUGUAUUCUCGAGAGGAAGAGCUGCUCAGAGAAAGGAAGCGCAUCGGAACUGUGGGAAUCGCAGCCUAUGAUUACCACCCAGGCAGCGGGACGUUCCUGUUUCAAGCUGGCAGUGGUAUUUACCAUGUCAAAGAUGGAGGACCACAUGGAUUUACACAACAGCCUUUAAGGCCCAAUUUAGUGGAAACUAGUUGUCCCAACAUACGAAUGGAUCCAAAAUUAUGUCCCGCUGAUCCAGACUGGAUAGCUUUCAUUCACAGCAGUGAUAUUUGGAUAUCGAACCUCGUCACCAGGGAGGAGCGGAGGGUCACCUAUGUGCACAACGAGCUAGCCAACAUGGAAGAGGAUCCCAGAUCAGCUGGUGUGGCCACCUUUGUUCUUCAAGAAGAAUUUGACAGAUACUCUGGCUACUGGUGGUGUCCCCAAGCUGAAAGAACUCCUAGUGGUGGUAAAAUUCUUAGAAUUCUCUAUGAAGAAAAUGAUGAAUCUGAGGUGGAGAUUAUUCAUGUCACGUCCCCCAUGUUGGAAACAAGGAGGGCAGAUUCCUUCCGUUAUCCUAAAACAGGCACAGCAAACCCAAAGGUCACUUUCAAGAUGUCUGAGAUAGUUGUUGAUGCUGAAGGAGGGAUUAUAGAUGUCAUAGAUAAAGAACUGGUUCAACCUUUCGAGAUUCUGUUUGAAGGAGUUGAAUAUAUUGCCAGAGCCGGAUGGACUCCAGAGGGAAAAUAUGCCUGGUCCAUCCUACUGGACCGUUCCCAGACUCACCUGCAGAUAGUUCUGCUCUCCCCUGAGUUAUUCAUCCCAGUAGAAGACGAUGCCAUGGACAGACAGAGACUCAUAGAGUCCGUUCCUGACUCUGUGACACCACUGACCAUCUAUGAAGAAACAACAGACAUCUGGAUAAAUAUCCACGAUAUUUUUCAUGUUUUUCCUCAAACUCAUGAAGAUGAAAUUGAGUUUAUUUUUGCCUCUGAAUGCAAAACAGGUUUUCGUCAUCUGUAUAAAAUCACAUCCAUUUUAAAGGAGAGCAAAUAUAAACGGUCCAGUGGUGGACUGCCUGCCCCAAGUGAUUUCAAGUGUCCUAUCAAAGAGGAGAUCGCAAUUACCAGUGGUGAAUGGGAAGUACUCGGCCGGCACGGGUCUAAUAUCUGGGUUGACGAAGCCAGAAAGCUGGUGUAUUUUGAAGGCACCAAAGACUCUCCUUUGGAGCAUCAUCUGUACGUGACCAGUUACGCAAACCCUGGUGACGUGGUGAGGCUGACUGACCGCGGCUACUCACAUUCCUGCUGCCUCAGCCGGCAUUGCGACUUCUUCAUAAGUAAGUACAGCAACCAGAAGAAUCCACACUGCGUGUCCCUCUACAAACUCUCAAGUCCUGAAGAUGACCCAGUCCAUAAAACAAAAGAAUUUUGGGCCACCAUUUUGGAUUCAGCAGGCCCUCUUCCCGACUACACCCCUCCAGAAAUCUUUUCUUUCGAAAGUACUACUGGAUUUACACUGUAUGGAAUGUUGUAUAAGCCUCAUGACCUACAACCUGGAAAGAAAUACCCCACUGUGCUCUUCAUAUAUGGUGGUCCCCAGGUGCAGCUGGUGAACAACCGGUUUAAAGGAGUCAAGUACUUCCGCCUGAACACCCUGGCCUCCCUGGGCUAUGUGGUUGUGGUGAUAGACAACAGGGGAUCCUGUCACCGAGGGCUUAAAUUUGAAGGCGCCUUUAAAUAUAAAAUGGGUCAGAUAGAAAUCGAUGAUCAAGUGGAAGGACUCCAGUACCUGGCGUCUCAGUACGACUUCAUUGACUUGGACCGCGUGGGCAUCCACGGCUGGUCCUACGGCGGCUACCUCUCCCUGAUGGCGCUAAUGCAGAGGUCUGAUAUCUUCCGGGUUGCAAUUGCUGGGGCCCCAGUCACUCUGUGGAUCUUCUAUGAUACAGGAUACACGGAGCGCUAUAUGGGUCACCCUGACCAGAAUGAACAGGGCUAUUACUUAGGAUCUGUGGCCAUGCAAGCGGAGAAGUUCCCUUCAGAACCAAACCGUUUACUCCUCUUACACGGGUUCCUGGAUGAGAAUGUCCACUUUGCACACACCAGUAUAUUGCUGAGUUUUUUAGUGAGGGCUGGAAAGCCAUAUGACUUACAGAUCUACCCUCAGGAAAGGCACAGCAUCAGAGUCCCUGAGUCUGGAGAACACUAUGAACUGCACCUGCUCCACUACCUUCAGGAGAACCUUGGAUCACGUAUUGCUGCUCUGAAAGUGAUGUAACUCUGACUCAUGUAGAACUCAGUGUACACUGUCUAACCAAACAAGGAGGGUUAGCCAAUAGAGAAGCCAGAGGUGAUGAGUCUACUUUUAUACCCGCCACGUAAGAUCUACUUCUGAACGUAAAUUUGGUGCCAUGCAGAAAUCUGCAGUUCAUGGAUAGUAAUCUAAUACCUUAACCAUGCACAUAGAACUGAGUGACGUGUUCCCGAGAGAUUGAGCGGUGCCUGAGGAUACCGAAGGAAUCGAGCAGCAGCGCCACACGCUCAGACUAGCCUGCUCUCACUUUACUAGCAGUAUAAGCUUCUUGGACUUACUGAGUGGGUUUCACAGUAUACUCUUGAGUUUGUUAAAAUAUGAUGAUAGUAGUGACUGGUUUGGUUCAAUUCCAGGAUCUCUGACUAGUUAUGGAUUUGAUAGCAUUUACGUCUAAUUGAAUAGCUUAUGCUUUGUCACUUGGGGUGUAUCCAGCAUGUCAUGAACUAAAUACUAUUAAGCUUAUGAAUUUCCCAGUCAUUAAUAAUUUUUUAAGGAUAACUUAGAGGCCUCCUGAAGAUACUUACCUGGGCUCUGACCAGUUUUUUAAUCAAUUUAAACAGCAUCUAAUAUAAGUAAUUCUCCUUUUUCUUUGAUGAUAUGAUGGAGUGGGGUUUUCUUUCACUUAAAGGCAAGUAACUAAGUAGCAUGAGUUUAAUCACAAGUCUUAAGAUGUUGACAAUUAUAGACAAAAAAAUUUUUAAUCAAAUUAUUUGAGAGCUUGAGAAUUAGCAGGCAAAUUUUUUUCUCCUUUUAGGAACAGAACAUGUACACAUUCACUUGUAUCUAGAGAUACAAUGGUGCCGUCUCCCUUUGGGCCUUUCCUUAAUUAAAGUGUUCCUGAGUUCCCAGGAGGGAGACCCUGGUGCAGGGAGUGACCAGGAACGAACAGGUAGUAAGGCUCUGCUUAAGAACUGAGCAAAAAUAGUUCACCAGGAAUACUCGUGCAAAAAACCAGGGUAAAUGUAAAGCCCCAGGUGGCUGGGAACCAGAGCCAGGAUGUCGGGCUGGCCAGCACAGCUACAGGGUCAACAAUCGGAGCGGUUACUUUUAUAAUUCCAGCUUUUUGUUAUUUUUCCUUUUAACUUUAAAAACCUUACAAAUCUAAACUUUAACUUUUUUAUUUGAAUGUAAUUUAGAUAUCACUAGCUUAAAAUAAAAAGGUUUCCAGACCACUUCUUUGCCGUAAGCUAAUCCCUGACAAACCAUGGCACUCUGUGUUGGAAGCCUAUCAACGGUUGUGUUUACUCGGCCAUAGCAGUCCCCUGCCUCAGCCUUCCUGCUUGACUCUGAAGGGAUGCAUGAGCUUUCAAGUGUUGGCUGGCAUCUGCCCUUAGGGCCUUCCAGUAUUAGCUGGGUCCCACUGCAGCCAGACACCUGUGGGUUUGACCCUCAUUAAUCACAAACCCCAGUGUUUAGACAGUUACCGUAACUUAAAAACCACUCCAAGAAAAGCCGCUGUGUUUCUUUCUCACUGCCACAUCAGGUCCCUUUCCAAGAGAACACAGUGAAGACAGGGGCGGCCAGAGUAGAGCUGAGUGCUUUGGGAAGCCUGGAGAAAAAUGGCAGGUGACCAUGGCUUGUGUCCUGGGCAGGGAGGGCUGGGUUUGCUGGCGUGUGUUUAUGCUGUAUGACAGGCCCCUCACUUUCCUCAUUGUCUUGCUGGCUGUGUUUAUGCUGUAUGAUAGGCCCCUCACGUUACUCACUGUCUAGUUUGAUUUUCAUGCUUAUGACAUUUUCUAGUGCCAAAAUUUGUUUAUAUUUUUCAAGUUAAAUUAAACUGAUUUGGGUAACUUCUCUUCCCCUACAAAGUAUUUCCCCCAUGCCUUAUGUCUCCUUGACUGUUGAGGGGGUAUUUGCUGGAUCAACUAUAGCCUCCAAGGGCUGCUGCUUACCUUAGGCAGGCAUGACAUGGAAUAGCUCCCAGCCACUCGUUUGCUUUGUACUGAGACAUCUCCUAUUUUAUGCAGACAAACCUUAGAAAACCUCGGCUUUCCUAGAUUCUUUCCACCUUCUCUCCAGCUGUCACAGGAGCGGGUCUACAACUGUCCUUUAAAUGCCCCCUACUCUCUGAGAGGGAAAGUGUCUGACUCACUCACAGAAAGGCAGCUUGACCAGGCUUGCUUGUCAACACUAGUGAGAAAGACAUCAGUCGUUUGGAGCAACCAGUGUCCUGACUGGAUGUCAGUGAAAGAGGCACGAGUCUCUGAAAGUACAAGUUUAAUGGGAGCCAGAAAGCACUCGGUAAGGACCAAAGUGUGGGGUUUUCACAAGCUCGGUAGCGAGAGCUGCGGCGUUCAGAGCAGCAGGUUCAUCCAGGACCCUGAGCACAAGAAAAAGGAGUCUUGAACCUGCUCUCAGAGGCGUGAGCUCAUCGGCUUGGGUGGAGACCAGAGCGCACGUUUCUAGCACGAAGAGCUUCCUGGGCAUUUCUCGUCGGGUCUGCAGGUUGUUUUUGUAAACUUUCUGUAAAGAACGCAGCUGCAGUCAGAGGACAGGUAACUUAUACAGUGGCUGGACCCGAACAGUAGUCAAGUCUGAAAAUGUAUUUGGGCGUGAUGACUUCUCCCAUUCCUGGCCCCUCCAAAGCCUUACACAGAAAGACAGACACAAUGCACACUUGUUCCUUUACAAGGGUGAGCCACACAUACGCGUGCGUUCAGGUGCUUCCUGCCUUUACCACACAGUUCUCUCUGCUGGCUGGAGGAUUCCAGUCAAAGCUUGCAUUGCUACAGAAUCACAGAUUUUACAGCUGGAGCAAACAAAUCUUUAACAUAAUCCAGUGCCCUCAUCUGCUGGGGGGAAAAAUAGCCCAUGUUCUAGAGAGAAAGAAACACACCCAGGACACCACGGUUAGUGCUCAGAACCAGGGCCAUCCAUAGCCUGCCUCAUGGUAGCUAUGUGAUAUUUAAGGAAGGUAGGAUUUUUAAAGAAGUAUUUAUUAAUAUAUUCCUAUAAAACAUUUUAAAGGACACCACAUAAAAAUGGUUAACUUUUCCUGUCUAAGUAAAUGCCAAGCAUUGCUUAAUUAGCGAAGCAGUGCCGACAAGUGUGUGGCAUUCGGAAGCUAAUGAAAUCAUUCUAUUAAAUGUCUUCCUUGGUGUCACGGGAGGUAGGGACACAGAACGUUUGCAUAAGCCCGGGAACCCGUCUUUCAUGAUGUGAGACAAGAGCCUCAGCCAGGUCUGUACUAUGUUUGUGAGAGCAUCCUCUCCCAGCAGAUGGAAGGAACUGGAGACAUCCUGGCUGUGGCCUUCCCCACCCCACGCCUCCUCUCCUAUCUGCCCUCCCCACUGUUCCAGAAGUCCCUUGCAGACACAGAAGCUGUGUUUGUGUGUUUGGCUUUAAGUAACCCUAAUACAAAUUUAUGUUGUUUUUGGCAAAAUUGAGAUUUGGGGUGGGUGGAGGUCUUAAGUCUAGCACAUAAAGUGCCUGCCGUUUCAGCACCAGCCUGUACUGACCUGCAUGUCUCUCUCCAGUAAGCGUCUGGGUCUCCUCCUUUCCAGGCUUUUAAUCGUGUGAUGUGAAGCAUUAGUUUGGCUGCAUUUUAUUACAGGUUCUUGGUUGCAAUAAAGAUGCUGCUGAAAUCA